GAUUACAUCAUUUGUUCACAUUCAGAUACAAAACCGCGUUUUUAAACAUUCGAAAAAGAACUAAAAAAUAUGGAUUUUCCAUAUGAAAAGUUAGAAAAUUUCUUGAACCGAAUUCAUAAAGCAGUAAAUAAUGCAAGACGAAAUGGAUUUCGUUACAAGAAGCAAUCUCGCUAUGAAGAUAUUCGAGAAAUAUUCGAAUAUUAUGAUUUGAAGCCGUAUUUCUAUGGCUCGAGAGUUAUGGGAAUCGCAAAACAUGACAGCGAUUUGGAUAUUUACAUGAAUGCCGGUAAUGUCGAAUUAAAUCAAACGGAAGCCUUCAAAAAGGUUAAAAAACUGGCAGCACUUCUAGCGAAGCAAGAUGAUUGGCAAGUUGUCAUUCCAUUAUAUGCAAGAGUCCCGGUAUUGCGAUGCAUUUAUCUUCCGAAACACUUGAAAUGAUGGAACGCAGCUUUCAAUGGGAAUCGUACAUUGGAAAAUUAUCGUUGCGCUCGAAUGGGAUAUUUCAAAAGAUAUCUUCAAAGCUUCUUUUCUUAUUAUCAUCAGUUUGACUACGAUAAUUUUGUUAUUUUUCCAUAUUAUGGCAAACCAAUUCCGAGAAAGCUUUACACUAAUUGCCAAGCUAUGAAAAGAUUUUCCCACAAGGACCUUCAUCUGUUCAAUUUAAACAAGCCAAUGGCAUCUGCUGCUCUCUUCUCAUGUGACUCGAAUAUCUUUUGGAAUGUUGGAAAACAACGUGCAAGUGAUUUUGUCGACUUUUGUUACAACACACGCGUUUUCUUAAACAACAAUUCCUUUUAAAUAUUUCUUAUUAACAUUUUCUGCGACAUUUAUUAACAUUUGAAUUUCUGAAAACACUUCGCGAUGCGAACCUUAAAGAAUUUUUCAUUUGACUAUCCUUUGAACAGAAUAAUUUUAAUGUCAUGAAAGAUUUGAAAUGUAAAACUAAAAUGUCGCGUAAUAAUGAAUCAGCAAUUCUCAAACUCAAACAAUGUUGCCUGCUAAAUAAACAUGCUAAAGAUGCGUUAUAAAAGUUAAAAUAUUGUUGCUGAC
Molecule: messenger RNA, 1050 nt
Organism: Clunio marinus
Lineage: Eukaryota; Metazoa; Arthropoda; Insecta; Diptera; Chironomidae
Source: the annotation of a GenBank genome assembly